AUGGGUGUGAGCACGGAGCCCCGGAGCCUCUCGGUCGCCCGGGCCGGGUUCGCGUCUCCCUUGAUCAAGAAGGCGCGCUCAGCGCUGCUACCAUCGCAGGACGUAGAGAACACAGUGGAGACGCUCAUGUUACAUCCAGUGAUUAAGGCUUUCCUCUGCGGCUCCAUCAGCGGAACCUUUUCCACGCUCCUCUUCCAGCCUCUGGACCUCCUCAAAACCCACCUGCAGACUCUACAGCCCUCAGACGUAGGGCCCAGGGGUGUUGGGAUGUUGGCUGUGUUCUUGAAGGUGGUUGGCACAGAAAGUCUUCUGGGCCUUUGGAAAGGGAUGUCUCCUUCCAUUGUGAGAUGUGUCCCUAGCGUUGGAAUCUACUUUGGCACCCGGUAUUCUUCCAAGCAGUAUUUCUUGCGAGGCCAUCCUCCCACUGCCAUGGAGUCUGUCAUCCUAGGCAUGGGCUCUCGCUCUAUGGCAGGAGUCUGCAUGUCACCCAUCACAGUGGUCAAGACACGCUACGAGAGUGGGGCUUACAGCUACGAGAGCGUCUGUGCAGCCCUGCGGAGCAUCUACUGUAGCGAGGGCCGCCGUGGCCUCUUCAGAGGCCUGACAGCAACUCUGCUUCGUGAUGCCCCCUUCUCGGCGCUCUACCUGAUGCUUUACAGCCAGACCAGGGCCACAGUGCUCCAUGGUACAGACCAGCUGGAUGCUGCUCUGAUGCCCCUUGUUAAUGUCAGCAGUGGGAUAUAUGCUGGCAUUCUGGUUUCACUGGUGACUCAACCUGCAGACGUAAUCAAAACCCAUAUGCAGCGCUCCCCAGUGAAGUGUCAAUGCAUUGGCCGAGUGGCCACUCUCAUUCUCAACACCCAUGGGCUGCGUGGCUUCUUUCAUGGCAGUGUUCCCGGGGCCCUCCGUAAAACUCUGAUGGCUGCCGUGGCGUGGACUGUCUAUGAAGAGAUGGUGGCCAGGAUGGGACUCAAGUCCUCACGAGAGAGGGCUGGAAAGGAAGAUCUGCUGCCUGGCUGGUUCCUGGCAUGGCUGCAGCAGCUCACUCUCCUGGAGUCAGGUGAAGAACGCAAGGUCUGA
Molecule: messenger RNA, 1080 nt
Organism: Rattus rattus (black rat)
Lineage: Eukaryota; Metazoa; Chordata; Mammalia; Rodentia; Muridae
Product: mitochondrial glycine transporter-like
Exons: 1
Coding region: 1-1080 (359 amino acids)
Biological process (GO): glycine import into mitochondrion
Cellular component (GO): mitochondrion
Molecular function (GO): glycine transmembrane transporter activity
Source: RefSeq, a predicted model, not a curated record